UCUGGCAGCCAGGCGGCCGCUGCCUCCGGCCGGAGCCGCCGCACUUGGGAAGCGACUCCCGGCCCCGGCGCUGCUGCCGGGAUGGGGACGCCGCCGGCGGCUCCCGGAUUGCUGCUGCUGCUCCUGGCCGGCACCGCGGGGCUCUGCCGGGCGCUCUUCUCCCUGCCGCUCCGCGUGUCCCACCCCGCCGCCCCCGCCGGGUCGCCGCCCGCCCCGGUGGUGCUGCGGCCGGCCAGCGGCAGCCGGCAGCAGGAUGCCCCCGGGGCUGCGGACGGCUUGGCCUUGGCUUCGGAUCCCGGCGGCACCCUCAACUUUUUAGCCAUGGUGGAGAACCUCCAGGGAGACUCCGGCCGCGGCUACUACCUGGAGAUGCUGAUCGGGACCCCGCCGCAGGCGUUAAAUAUUCUGGUUGACACUGGGAGCAGCAAUUUUGCUGUAGCAGGUGUGCCUGAUCCUGAUGUCACAUCCUACUUCAAUCCUGAGCUGUCAAGCACAUACAGAUCUCAAGGCAUUGAGGUGACAGUGAAGUACAGCCAAGGCAGCUGGACUGGGCUGCUGGGCACAGAUGUCAUCACCAUGCCCAAAGGACUCUAUGGCAGCUACACCACCAACAUUGCCACCAUCCUGGAGUCAGAGAACUUCUUCCUGCCAGGGGUUAAGUGGCACGGGAUCCUGGGUCUCGCCUACGAUGCCUUAGCCAAGCCUUCCAGUUCUGUGGAGACAUUCUUUGAUUCCCUCGUGAGGCAGGCCAAGAUCCCCAACAUUUUCUCCCUGCAGAUGUGUGGUGCUGGACUCCCUGUUUCUGGAAGUGGUACCAACGGAGGUAGUCUUGUGCUGGGUGGAAUUGAGCCGAGUCUGUACACAGGGGACAUCUGGUACACACCCAUCAAGGAGGAGUGGUACUACCAGGUGGAAAUCCUCAAGCUGGAGGUGGGGGGACAGAACCUCCAGCUGGACUGCAGAGAGUACAAUGCUGAUAAAGCCAUAGUAGACAGUGGAACCACUCUCCUUCGACUGCCAGAGAAAGUCUUCAGUGCUGUGGUGCAGGCAAUAGCUCGCACGUCCCUGAUACAAGAAUUCUCUUCUGAAUUCUGGACUGGUACACAGCUUGCAUGCUGGGAUAGAACUGAAAAACCCUGGUCCUUAUUUCCCAAACUCUCCAUUUACCUGAGGGAUGAAAACUCCAGUAGGUCGUUUCGGAUCUCUAUCCUACCACAGCUUUACAUUCAACCCAUCCUUGUGAUAGGAGAUAAUUUGCAGUGCUACCGAUUCGGCAUCUCCUCCUCCACAAACGCUCUGGUCAUUGGUGCUACAGUCAUGGAAGGGUUUUAUGUCAUCUUUGACAGAGCCCAGAGGAGAGUGGGCUUUGCAGUGAGUCCCUGUGCAGAAGCGGACGGCUCGCCCGUCUCUGAGAUUGAGGGCCCUUUCACCACAGCAGACGUGGCCAGCAACUGCGUCUCCAGCGUCUCCUUCCACGAGCCCGUGCUCUGGAUCGCCUCCUACGCCCUGAUGAGCCUGUGUGGGAUCAUCCUGCUGGUGCUGAUGGUGCUGCUGCUCAUCCCACCGCGCUGCCAGCACCGCUACACGGACAACGACGUGGUCAACGACGAGUCCUCCCUCGUGCGCCACCGGUGGAAAUGAGAGGCUGGAUCCCAAAAAACAGACUUAAAAACCAAGGACAAAGAGCUCUGCCAAGGGGAAGAAGCCAAUGCCUCCUCAGUCCCUUCUAUGUUCCUACAAAACGCUGUUGAAAAUCCCACCAAAUACCCUGCGUCGUGACUUUUAUAGCUUUAUUUUCUAACACCGGUUCUGAACCAAAGCACUGUUAACCACCUCUGAAGUGCUACGGUACUGGAUUUGCUACUGCAGUGCAAUGAGCCUUUAUGCUCUCUACAGUACCUUCUUUAAAAAAAAAAAAAAAAAAAAAAACAAGUUUAAAAAAAAAAAAAAAAAGAUAAAAAACCACACCGUGAUGUUCUUCCACUGUCUGAACAAAAUUGUCCAUCUCUCUUUCACAAAAAAAAAAGGAGCUGUCAGUAUUUUCUAACUAAUCGAGCCCUGACUGUAGAAAAAGAGAAAAAAAAUAAUCUUUCUUAUUAAUUGCAUUAAAUGAAUACUGCUUUCUGUUUA
Pyrgilauda ruficollis (rufous-necked snowfinch) is the source of this 2130-nucleotide messenger RNA. RefSeq names its product beta-secretase 2 (gene BACE2). Gene Ontology annotation, biological process: amyloid-beta metabolic process; membrane protein ectodomain proteolysis. The transcript is spliced from 9 exons. Gene Ontology annotation, cellular component: membrane; endosome; trans-Golgi network. Lineage: Eukaryota; Metazoa; Chordata; Aves; Passeriformes; Passeridae. Bases 82 to 1641 code for a protein of 519 amino acids. Gene Ontology annotation, molecular function: aspartic-type endopeptidase activity. The record is from RefSeq and is a predicted model, not a curated record.